GGCCCCGUCCGGGGAGGUCCUGGCUGGCGCUGGGCUGGGGUCCGCCCCGGUCCUCACCCCUCCCCGCAGCGAAGGCAGCCUUGUGCCGCGGCUCAGCCAGCGGUAGCCCCCACUGAGCCUCCAGCUGAUGAGGGGAGCGAGGGAUCCCCAGAGGCCUGGCCAGCACUCUAACCCGAGCACCCCGGGAACCCUGUGCGGUGCUGCCCAGCCUCUGCUCUGUGACACGCCCCCCCUUUCUCAUGUGGGGAAACUGAGGCACGGAGGGGGAAAAUGGCAGACGGUUUUUCUCUAUCUGAUGCCUUAUCUGGACCCGGUAACACAAACCCAAAUGCUCCUCCAAACCAAGGCUGGCCUGCUGGUCCCUGGGGAAAUCAACCUGCUGGUCCUUGGGCCUAUCCUGGGGCACCGGGGGCCUAUCCUGGGGCACCGGGGGCCUAUCCUGGGGCACCGGGGGCCUAUCCUGGAGCACCGGGGGCCUAUCCUGGAGCACCUCCUACUGCUCCACAAGUUGGACCUGGAUUUGGAUUUGCCCCUCAGCCAGGGGGACCUACUGCUCCACUGAGAGUCCCCUUUGACCUGCCCUUGCAGACCGGCCUCGUGCCUCGCUUGUUGAUAACAAUCGUGGGGACGGUGAAUCCGAACCCCUCCAGAUUUUCACUGGAUUUCAAGAAAGGGCAUGAUAUCGCCUUCCACUUUAAUCCCCGCUUCAACGAGGAAAACAGACAAGUCAUUGUCUGUAAUUCAAUGAUUCAGAAUAACUGGGGAAAGGAGGAGAGAACCUCGCCCAGGUUUCCAUUUGAAGCUGGCAAACCUUUUAAGAUCCACAUUCUGUGUGAGACAGACCAUUUCAAGGUAGCUGUCAACGAUGCUCAUUUGCUGCAGUUCAGCUACCGGAUGAAGAACCUGAAUGAAAUCACCAAACUCAGCAUUGCUGGGGACAUCUCUCUCACCAGUGUUAUGCCCGCUAUGAUAUGAGUGGUGUUUUGUAGUGUGACCGUCACACCAAGAAACAUGCUCUGGUCACGUCCUGAGUAGCAGUUAACCUUUACAAAAAAGGAGCUGGCUUCAUUUAUCCUUUGUACAAUAAACUUAAUAAAAAUACUCGUACUAGA
Caretta caretta (loggerhead turtle) is the source of this 1112-nucleotide messenger RNA. It is a transcript of the gene LGALS3, whose product is annotated as galectin 3. The record is from RefSeq and is a predicted model, not a curated record. Gene Ontology annotation, cellular component: nucleus; immunological synapse; cytoplasm. Gene Ontology annotation, molecular function: laminin binding; IgE binding; disaccharide binding. Lineage: Eukaryota; Metazoa; Chordata; Testudines; Cheloniidae. Gene Ontology annotation, biological process: positive chemotaxis; negative regulation of endocytosis; eosinophil chemotaxis.